AUGGCUCGCCAGAACGUCAGGAGGAACACCGCGACUGACUCCUCGUCAAGGAACAGAUUGGACCUGGACGAGGUCCUAGGGCGCAUCGCUGAGCUGAAUACGCAGCUCAGACGCCAGAUGGCCGCCAACGACGUGGCAGAGGCCAAGCUAGUCCUCCACGACAUCAUCCGCGGCCACAAGGACGUCGGCGAUGUGCCCCGCGAGCUCCUCGCCGACUUGAAGAAGGUGGUAGAAAAACGCCUGCAGGAAGCUGCCGCCACCAUCUACCUCCGCAGCCUGUAG
Messenger RNA from Miscanthus lutarioriparius, 282 nucleotides. The record is from the annotation of a GenBank genome assembly. Lineage: Eukaryota; Viridiplantae; Streptophyta; Magnoliopsida; Poales; Poaceae.